Molecule: messenger RNA, 670 nt
Organism: Olea europaea var. sylvestris
Lineage: Eukaryota; Viridiplantae; Streptophyta; Magnoliopsida; Lamiales; Oleaceae
Exons: 4
Coding region: 135-392 (85 amino acids)
Source: RefSeq, a predicted model, not a curated record
GCCCAUAUACUCAGCCCUUUUCUUCCGCCUCCUUCAAUUGCCUAUUUGAUUCCUUUCAGUUCAACCAUAAUUCUGCCUAAAACAUCUUCGGAAUAUAUUUUUCUAGAAUUAAGAUCAAUCUAGGACGGUUCUUAAUGGAUCCUAAAUACACAGGAGAUAUGCUCAAGCAUUUGGAGAAGCAAAACGAGCUUCUCAUGGAUGCAUACAGGUCUAUGUCCCAUGAACUGCACAGGCUCCAGGUAGAGGAAGAAAUGCUUAUGCGCAAAUAUUACGAGCUCAUGGUGGCUCAAAGAUCAACUCAGAAAAAUGAAGGAAGCUCCAAUGUAAGAAAUGACAAGGCCGAUGAUGAUCAAGCUGGAGCAUUAGUUUGUGCAAGUAACGAAGAACCCUGAAUAUAAUGGUCAGAUAUCAUGUUUGGUUGGUUCUUCAACUAGUCAUUUUGAUUCGCUGAGUCCGAAGCUAUAGUUUUGCCCCUGAUGUGUUGCAAUUUGCAUUCACGUUGAUCAAUCUUGAUAGCUGUUCCUAGAUUCUUAGAACUGAGAAGUAGAGUGAUCAGAAUUAUUACCCUUGAGAACGUUUACGGUAUAAAGAAUUCAGUAAUGCAAUUGGAAAUUCUGAAGAAUUCAACUGUCAUUUUUUGAGUUUAUGACUUUAUUCCAUCAUUUUCUCA